Messenger RNA from Bradysia coprophila, 3088 nucleotides. RefSeq names its product coatomer subunit beta (gene betaCOP). Gene Ontology annotation, cellular component: COPI vesicle coat; cytoplasm. Lineage: Eukaryota; Metazoa; Arthropoda; Insecta; Diptera; Sciaridae. The record is from RefSeq and is a predicted model, not a curated record. Gene Ontology annotation, molecular function: structural molecule activity. Gene Ontology annotation, biological process: intracellular protein transport; intra-Golgi vesicle-mediated transport; endoplasmic reticulum to Golgi vesicle-mediated transport.
AUAGAUGCCGCUGUAAUCGCCAACGUCAUUGAUUGACACGUAGAGCUUCUGUUAAAAAAUUUAGUUGGUCGCAAAAUUUGUGAAAAAAAAACUUAUUUAAAGUGUUCAACCUAAACACAUUACAAUGACCGAAGGACCGUGCUACACUAUAAUCAAUUCACCUGAAUUGAGUGAAGUUUACAAUGAAAUGAAAUUGAAGAAAGAUUUAGAACAACGCGAAGAUGAAAAUCUCCAAAUCGAAACAUUGAAAAAGGUUAUCAAACUACUUCUAAACGGUGAACGCCUUCCUGGAUUAUUGAUGACAAUCAUUAGGUUCGUAAUGCCGUCAUGCAAUCAUACCAUCAAAAAAUUACUUCUGAUAUUCUGGGAAAUCGUACCGAAAACAACACCGGACGGCAAGUUGUUGCAAGAAAUGAUUCUUGUAUGCGACGCAUAUCGGAAGGACUUGCAACAUCCGAAUGAAUUUCUUCGUGGUUCGACUCUCCGAUUUUUAUGUAAAUUAAAAGAACCAGAGCUUCUUGAGCCGUUGAUGCCGGUAAUUCGAGAUUGUCUCGACCAUCGUCAUUCCUAUGUGAGACGAAACGCUGUUUUGGCCAUUUUUACGAUAUUCAAAAAUUUCGAGUGGCUGGUUCCUGACGGUCCUGAAUUAAUAGCAAAUUUUCUGGAUUCGCAACAAGAUAUGUCAUGCAAACGGAAUGCAUUUUUGAUGUUACUCCAUGCCGAUCAAGAACGAGCCCUCAAUUAUCUGGCAUCGUGUCUGGAUCAGGUGAACAAUUUUGGCGAUAUCUUACAACUGGUCAUCGUUGAAUUGAUUUAUAAAGUGUGUCACGCCAAUCCUACCGAACGAUCGAGAUUUAUCCGGUGCAUAUACAAUUUGCUCAAUUCAUCAUCAAAUGCGGUUCGUUACGAAGCUGCCGGAACGUUGACAACAUUGUCGGCGGUACCAACGGCUAUUAAAGCGGCUGCCAGCUGCUACAUUGAACUGAUUGUGAAGGAGAGCGACAACAAUGUUAAGCUUAUCGUAUUGGAUCGACUGGUAGCAAUGAAGGAGAAUGAGAACAUGGAACGAGUGAUGCAAGAUUUGGUUAUGGACAUUUUGAGAAUACUUGCAGCACCUGACAUUGAAGUUCGACGUAAAACACUAACCUUAGCGAUGGACUUAGUAUCAUCACGGAAUAUCGAAGAAAUGGUGCUGGUGUUGAAGAAGGAGGUAUCGAAGACUCACAAUAUUGAGCAUGAAGAUACUGGAAAAUAUCGGCAGUUACUCGUCAAAACAUUACAUAGUUGCUGUAUUCGGUUUCCAGAUGUAGCAGCAACCGUAAUUCCAGUGCUCGCUGAAUUUUUGUCGGAUUCCAAUGAACAAGCGGCUUCUGAUGUUCUCAUUUUCAUACGAGAAGCGAUUCAGAAAUUCCCAAGUCUCCGGGGAUUGAUUACGGAAAAACUAAUCGAAUCUUUCCCAGCAAUUCGAUCAGUCAAAGUACAUCGAGCCGCUUUGUGGAUUCUUGGAGAAUAUGUAAACACAGCAAAAGAAGUUCUGCAAGUUAUAGAGGCAGUAAAUCAAGCAUUGGGAGAAGUACCAAUUGUUGAAGCGGAGCAAAGGAAAUUGUUGGGUGAAGCUGUUAACGACGAACACCGAGACGAUUCAACAAAACCAGCGGUAACUAAAGUUACUUCGGAUGGGACUUAUGCUUCUCAGUCAGCAUUUAGUGUUGUACCGAUUGUUAAAAAAGAGAAGAACCCACCCAUACGCCAGUAUUUAAUGGACGGUGACUUUUUCAUUGGUGCUGCAUUGGCUGCAAGCCUAACAAAACUUGUCCUGAAGUAUACUGCGCUUGAAUCAGACAACGUCUCCCGCAACCGUAUCUGUGCGUCGGUUAUGCUUACUUUAAGUUCAAUUGUUCAUCUGGGCCGAUCUGGAUUUGCAACAAAACCAAUAACCAAUGAUGAUGCCGAUCGGAUUUUCGUUUGUUUACGUACAUUGAGUGAACGGUCACCAGAAAUAACCGAAAUAUUCGAAAAAUCUUGUCGUGAUGCUUUAGCUAAGAUGUUGGAAGCUCAUUAUGAGGAAGAUCAACAAACACAAAAGGAUAAGCGGAACAAAAGUGCCAAAAUCCAACCAGAUGAUCCAAUUUCAUUCGCACAACUAUCAAAUGGAAAGGAAAAUGUAUUGGGUGAAAAUUUGUUCGAGUCUAGCUUAAAUCAGGCUUUAGCAGGAACCAAACCGACUACACUACUUGACAUCGCAUCUCCUAACAAUAAAUUGAACAAAGUGACUCAAUUAACAGGAUUUUGUGAUCCCGUAUAUGCUGAAGCGUACGUUCAUGUCAAUCAAUACGAUAUCGUCCUAGAUGUGCUUAUAGUCAACCAAACUGGUGACACUCUUCAAAAUUGUACGUUAGAAUUAGCCACACUCGGCGACUUGAAGCUAGUAGAAAGACCUCAUGCAGUCGUCUUGGCCCCUCACGAUUUUUGUAAUAUUAAAGCUAAUGUAAAAGUAUCGUCUACUGAGAAUGGAAUAAUCUUUGGAAACAUCGUUUACGAUACAUCAAGUACGAACAAUGUUGUUGUACUGAACACAAUACACAUUGACAUAAUGGAUUAUAUCAUUCCGGCCACGUGCACUGACACUGAGUUUAGGCAGAUGUGGCAAGAGUUUGAAUGGGAAAAUAAGGUUUCUGUAAAUACUACCAUAACCGAUCUUCAUGAUUAUCUAAAACAUUUACUGAAAUCCACGAAUAUGAAAUGUUUGACACCAGAAAAAGCACUUUCGGGUCAAUGUGGCUUUAUGGCCGCUAAUAUGUACGCCAGAUCUAUAUUCGGUGAAGAUGCGCUGGCCAAUUUAAGCAUUGAAAAAUCUUUGGAUGCACCUGACGCUACCGUAACAGGUCACAUUCGAAUUCGUGCUAAAAGUCAGGGCAUGGCACUGAGUCUGGGCGAUAAAAUUAACACUACCCAAAAAGCCGCACAGCAAAAAGUUACAGCUGCAUAAAUAACAAUUUAUUACAUUCUGUUGAGUUUCCGUAUUUUAAUCGUAGAUUUGUACUCAUCAUUUAAAACCAAUAAAUUUAGUUAGAAAAUAGCGGUAAAA